This is a messenger RNA of Symbiodinium sp. CCMP2592, 1101 nucleotides long. Lineage: Eukaryota; Dinophyceae; Suessiales; Symbiodiniaceae. The record is from the annotation of a GenBank genome assembly.
AUGGCUGCCGCCAGCGCUGAGACUGGUGUUAUGGGUUCUGACGGUUCUGGUACCGAUGCUGCUGAAUCUUCGGGGACAGGUUCCACCAGCGGGGCCAGUUCAGAUUCGGACAAUCGACCGCUCGUACCAAGGCCAAAGCCAAAGCCAAAUCCAGCUGCCUCAGUUCCAAGCAGAAACAAUGCUGAAGGGGCGGAAGAAGAUAAUGAUGAAGGGUCGUCGCCGGAGGCUGCAGACAGUGGUGACGACGGUGACGAGAGCAGCCAAGUGAGUGCUUUGUCCAUGGGCUUGAUAGAAGAGUUUGAGGACGGGGACCAGGACUGUGAGGACGACAGGAGCGAUCGCGAUGAGAAGGUAGAUGUUCCGGACCUCAAAGAGACAGACGAUGGCAGCUCCGACUUCGCGCACCUUUGUGCAUGGCCUCGCAAUAACUGCGAGAGGCUCUUCGCGUGUGAGAAGAAGGGACAAGCUUACAAGGCGACGGCCAGCGACAUUUACAGCAAUUACGACUUCAGCCAAUCUUGGCGUGAUACUUGCGAGAUCACGCAGAUCGCGAUCGAGAAUGAUGCUGUAACUCAGAAGGUUAUCAUGAACCUUCACAAGGACAUGCGUGAAAUGGACUACCGCCCACAGCAUUUGAUCGGUGAUAUGGACGAGAUGGUGACAUUGUCGGCCCGCGCGAGGCUGGAUGAGGCCUUCCACCAGACAUCGCAGGAGUAUGAAUUGGACAUUUCUUGCGACGACACAGCAGAGGCAGUCAUGUUGUCUGAGACAGGACACAAGCUUAUGGAGCGGUACAUGCAAGUAUUGCAGAAUCGUGCGAGCAUGCGUGCUUGUGCUGACUGCAUUAAGUGCAAUGCAGAGCGUAGUGCCAAUGCAGCCCCGCCCGCCAAGCGAUCCAAGAAACAGCAGACGCAGACUACUCAGCAGUCUCAGCUCGAGAAGACUUUGCUGCCGGAGAAGGACGGGUAUCGACAGGGAUAUGGGAAGGAUUGGAGUUGGUUUGGGCUUGUGCUUGCGGUUUGUGUUUGCGCUUGGGCUUGUGCUUGGGCUUGGGCUUGGGCUGGCUGGCUGCAGCGCAGUGAUGGCUGCUUCGGGAUAUGA